This is a messenger RNA of Ustilaginoidea virens, 777 nucleotides long. RefSeq lists its product as uncharacterized. The coding region runs from base 1 to 777 and encodes 258 amino acids. Gene Ontology annotation, cellular component: cytosol. Gene Ontology annotation, molecular function: fructose-2,6-bisphosphate 2-phosphatase activity. Lineage: Eukaryota; Fungi; Ascomycota; Sordariomycetes; Hypocreales; Clavicipitaceae. The record is from RefSeq and is a predicted model, not a curated record. Gene Ontology annotation, biological process: fructose 1,6-bisphosphate metabolic process; regulation of pentose-phosphate shunt; fructose 2,6-bisphosphate metabolic process. The transcript is spliced from 2 exons.
AUGCAUCUCCUCCUCAUUCGUCACGCUGAGAGCGUAGAUAACGUGGCAAACCUCUACGGUGGCUCUCGCGAUGCUCCAUUGACUGCUCACGGCGCGCUUCAAGCUCGACGACUGGCCUCGAGUCUCUCCAGGUUGAACGUGAGGCAUGUGUUUGCGUCCAACCUCCAGCGAGCUUCGCAAACUGCGCAAGCUAUUUGCGAUGCUUGCAAUGUGUCCGCCCAUGAGGUGAAGGUUGUACAGGUACCGUACCUUCGAGAGAAGCAUUUCGGUACUUGGGAGGGUGUCAAGUUUGCCAGCUCGAGCAAGCGGCCUCUACAAACUGGCGCAGAGACCUCGGAAAGUAUCAACAACAGAGCCCAUGCAUUUUUGGAUGUGUACUUGGGACCUCUGCUAUCUACCUCUGAUCCCAACAGCUCCGUGGUCAUUGUCAGCCAUGGCAUCAUGUUAAAUGCUCUGACCCAAGCGUUGGUGAGCAAGUUCAGCUUUGGUGAUUCGCCAAGCUUGACUCAACUCACUGCCAGGUUACCAUGGAGCAACACAGGCUACCUUCAUCUUGAAGUAGCCAGAUUGGAAGAAAACGCCUCUACCACAGACGUCCUCUGGUCCAACUUGGCCGUGGACGUUUCCCGCGUUAAUUUCACCGCACAUUUGAACGGUCUACGCAAAACCCGCGGCGGAAUUGGGAGCGCGGCAUACGACAAAAGGCAAAGGACAAUUGAAAAAUUUCUUGCGGCCCCCCGUAAGCGAAAGGCAGAGGAUCCGCUCAGAGAUUGUUAG